CGGGAGACGAGAGAGGAGGUUGCAGAGCUUCAACUUCAAGUUCCAGAUCUGAGACAGUAGUGAGAGGACGGAAAGACAGCAGCAUCUGCGAGUAGGUACAGUACAUCGGUUGAUGGCAGUUUGUUGAUGCAUUCAUUUCAAUUCCAGAUUGCGAGAUUGCAACCGCAUCUUCUUUUAUCUACAAGGCCCGGAGAACGGAGAGGGCACAAAGGGGGAGUGCGCGCUGAUCGCUUUGAUUUGCAAGCAUGGCCGCCCCUACGCAGGUUUCUGUGAAUGAGGACCUGGUCAAGCUUCUCGAAGGAGAAAAAACCAAACUCUUGCAUAUCCCCCCCUCGGGAAGUUUCCAGAAGAAGUACAUGUUGCUGGAACGGAUGGUUGGACUCACGAGGCAGUAAGAGGGUACCUUACAAAGUCCUUCAGAUGUUGAAUUGCUUCCUGGGGCUACAAUGGAGAUGAAAAAGCUGUUUAAGAAAUUGCUGGAUGAGGUACUUAACCCUGCGUUUCUGCCGCAAUGGGGCAGCGGGGGGCAUGCGAUCCUUGUGGCAAUGCUGAAAGCCAGACAGCAAGGGAAGCUGGAAAUGCCCAUAGAACAUAUCAAAGAGGCUGCAGAGGCCACUCAUUUGUGCAAGCACAGCUUCUACAGCAAAGGGGGUCAAGCAUGGAAGGCGAUGUCAGAACUGGAAAGGGAGAAGCUGGUCGCCCGCAAGACUGGCGCAAUUUUGCACAAGCCCGGCUUGUACUUCACCAACGUGGCUGGGUCCCAGCACCAAUUGCGGCUUAGUGCGAAAGGCGUCAAGGCUGCUGAAAGAAUGUUAUUCUUGUCGGGGCCAAACCAAGGGACUGCCCCUGUGGAGAGUCCCCCGCCCACUCAAACUGGUCAGAGUCAAGUUCCGGUUGCGCCUCCGGCUCCCAUCAAGAAGCGGCCCAAGAAGAACAAUGUGGUUAAGCCUUCCGGAUUGCCUAGGCAAGUCAACCCAAGCAUUGGUUGGAACUUGCGCAAUUGGAUGAACCAGGCAAAGAAACGCCCGCGAGUCACUGCUUUUGACAAGAGUGGCACGGGUCCAGUCUUUGAAAAAAACGUGGUCAGAAAGUUGUUCCUGGACGAGAUCCAAGAAGAUGUGAAAGGGCAAGCUAAGGUUGAGGUUAAAAAAGAGGUUAAGAUUGAGAAAGAAGAGGGAAUAUCGUCCGAGUGGCCCAAGGUAGCCGCUCCUGGAACCUGGGCGCCUGUUAAGUUGGAGCAAGGCAACAUGAGGGCUGGUGCAACCGUGAAGAAGGAAGGUAGCGUUAUUGAGGGCAACGUUGAUUUGGGGUUCCUUGCUGCUCGCAACAUGGGGCAGCCUUCUUGGGGUGACGUCAAGAACGUGCGAGUCAAGAAAGAGGCGAUCUGAAAGCCGGGACGCCUCGAAGCUCUUGGUAGGUCAAUAUACGCAGCUUGUUGGAAGGCCUUCAAGUAAGGACAGUGAACAUCAAGGCGUGGCCCUUGGUAGCCUACUGUACAUACGGCUUUCGUUUUCCCGUGUGUUGGUUUGGUAACAAAAGCAGAGCUUGAAAGCAAAGUAGCGACUAGAAAGUUCAACUUUGCUUUUAUGGCGCUCGAUUACUGUGUGUGGAAGCAGGGGCCAGGCGCAGAGAUGCGGAAUCGUUCGGGAUUGACAGUAGUACCUACUUUUGUGUGUCUGUUUGUAAGUACUUCUAGCAAACAGGGGUGCCAAUAAAAGUUUGCCACUUCGCUUAUGUACAGCUAGCUUCGGAAGUGCAAUCAAUGUACGUUGAGAAAGUGUUGUAUCUGAGGGGUUGAAGUACGCACGUACUACAAUUAGCUUCAAUCAAGAAAGCAGAUUGCCCUCUUUAAGGGUCGUGCUAGCGUCAACCUAAACCUUCUCAGUUCGAGUCACCAUGAAACAGGCUAACCAGGGCUUCCAACAUCAAGACAAGGAAAUAUUGAAUUUCUGUAGUAUGGAAUCCGGAGC
Molecule: messenger RNA, 1970 nt
Organism: Klebsormidium nitens
Lineage: Eukaryota; Viridiplantae; Streptophyta; Klebsormidiophyceae; Klebsormidiales; Klebsormidiaceae
Source: the annotation of a GenBank genome assembly